This is a messenger RNA of Contarinia nasturtii (swede midge), 1610 nucleotides long. Its product is annotated as retinol dehydrogenase 13-like. Bases 301 to 1416 code for a protein of 371 amino acids. The transcript is spliced from 4 exons. NCBI's taxonomy places the organism in Eukaryota, Metazoa, Arthropoda, Insecta, Diptera, Cecidomyiidae. The record is from RefSeq and is a predicted model, not a curated record.
UCAACAAUUGUGCAUUUUUCUUAUCAAUUUUUGUGUUUUGAUUUUUCUAUUCAAAUUAAACUGUGUGGGGUAUUAAACAUAUGCUGAAUAAAUGCAAAGUCACACUAAUUAAGUAGAUAGACGAAUGGUUGCAUGACACAUCAUAUAUUUGUGCUGCUGUGCUUCAAGAAAAUAAAAAAUAUUCGCCUCUUCGAACUGUCAAAUGUUAGUUGUGGUUGAUAUUACGUUGUGAUCAUCGACGUUUCAAUAAAAUCAUUUAAUUUUUAUGCUAAAAUCGUUUGUAAAAGCAAGUAAAUUUAAAUGGCUGAAAUCAAUUAUUGGUACUUCGGAAUACCAGCUGCAAGUAUAGCGGUAAUUUAUAUUAUUCGACGAAUUCGUGUCUGGCAAUGGGGACGUAUCAGUGAUCGUUAUUCUUUGGAGGGUAAAACCUUUAUAGUCACCGGUGCGAAUACAGGACUGGGUUUCGAAACAACAAAAGCGUUAAUAAAACGUGAUGCAAUCGUUAUAAUGGCAUGCCGAAGUAUUUCACGCGCAGAAGAAGCAAUGAAAAAAAUCCAAAAAGAAACAAGUAAAGGUCGUAUGAUUCCGUUACAUUUGGAUUUGGCGUCGUUUGAAUCGAUCUAUGAUUUUGUGCAAAAUAUCAAAACGAAUUAUCCAACGUUUAAUUGUUUGAUCAACAACGCUGGUCUGGCAAUGCCUGAUAGUAAAAAGAAAACCGACGAUGGUAUCGAAUUGCAUUUUGGCACCAAUCAUAUAGGUCAUUUCUUGUUGACACGACUGCUUCAGGAUCGUAUUAAGACUAAUCGGGCUCGUGUUGUGAUUGUUUCAUCGCUGUUACAUGAGAAAGGUGAAAUCAAUUUCAAUACCAUAGGCAAGGUCGUGGAAGAAACUGAAGCCUCUUCGAUUUCCCGAACAAACAAUCCAUUCUACAACAAUUCAAAGUUGGCCAACUUUUAUCAUGCUCGAGAAUUGUUCAAAUCUGGUUAUGACGCGCAUGUUUUGUGUCCAGGUUUAUGUCACACAGAUUUCUUCCGUGAUUAUAAUCCUCGUUGGUAUCAUUACGUCAUAUUUUCGCCAAUUGUUUGGCUUCUUUUACGAUCAGCCGAACAAGGAGCCGAAAAUAUUGUAUAUUGUGCUACAGCCAAUCAAAAUACGGAUGAAAAAAAUCCGGCUACCGGCUAUUUUGUUCGCAAUCUUAAACAAACCAAAUCGAAAGUAAAAUUUGAUGAUCAAAUUGGUGCACGGCUUUGGAAGGAAAGUGAAAUAAUCUGCUCAAGCAUUUUAGUGCGUGAAGAGAGAAAAAAUGAGCGUCAGUACCAAGUUCGGAACGUUCAUACCGACAGGAAGAAGGAUGAUUUUCUUCUUGACAUGCUGCGACAGUGUCAGGAUGCAGGAAUAGGACUGAAGAUGAACUAAUGGUUAGGCGCUGGUCACAAAGCAAUUUUAUACACAAUACUUUUUAUUCGGAGUGGAUCUUAUUUUCAUUUUCUAGAACUUAUUAUCUUUUUAAUUGAUAACAUUGCAUUGCUUAAAAACGGUUUGAAACUAACAUUGUACGCUAAACGAAGGUGAAAUAAAAAAUACCGUUAGCAUAUCAUAUACAAAAUCAA